AUAAAUCUGCUGUGGUAUUCUUCUCGAUCGUAUCAUCUUUUUUUUCCUCUUGUUUUGGCCAUCAAUUUUUAUAACAAUAUGAUUAAAAUUAUAACUACAAUUAUCCUGAUUAUAACCGUUGUUGUUGAUUGUCGUUUUCCACGUAUUCUUCAACCAAAAUGGUCAUAUUUAGAUUCAUUACCGGCUAGUUCAUCAAUGAUGAAUGAUAAUAGUAGUCCGAUUGCUGGUGUUAUUGGUGGUCAAGAUGCUGCCGAAGCUGAAGCACCAUUUCAAAUUUCCUUGAUGAAAGAUUAUCUUAUUAUGAAAAGUCAUAUGUGUGGUGGUUCAUUGAUUUCAGCAUCGACUGUCAUUACAGCUGCACAUUGUACUGAUGGACAAAAAGCAUCAUCACUUUCAAUACGUUAUGGUACAAAUAAACGAACAUCAUCCAAAUAUGCUGAUCUUUCAAUCAAACGUAUUGUUCAACAUGAAUCAUAUGAUCCGGAAACCAUACAAAAUGAUAUAUCAUUAUUGAUUUUGUCACAACCGGUUAAACCAAGUUCAAAUGUUGAUUUUAUUGAUAUUGAAACCAAAGAUAUUGGUGAUGGUGAAAAAGUAACUAUUUAUGGUUGGGGUUUAACCGAUGGUAAUACAAAUAAUUUACCCGAUAAUUUACAAAAAGGUUCAAUGACAAUUGUCGGUAAUGAUAAAUGUAAUGAUAAAUGGGGUUCGGUUAAUACUAUUCAUCCGGGUAUGAUUUGUGCAUUGGAUGCAACACAAUCUGGUUGUAAUGGUGAUUCUGGUGGACCAUUAGUUUCGGCUGAUCGUAAAUUAACCGGUAUUGUAUCAUGGGGACCAAGUAAAUGUCCACCAGGUGAAUAUAUGAGUGUAUUUACACGACCACAAUAUUAUAGUGAUUGGAUUGCUAAAAAUAUUGUUCAAUAAACGAUUUUGGUAAAAUCAAACAAACAAACAAAUCAAACAAUAUCUUUUGUAAUUGAAUUUACUUGAAUUUUAAACAAGCAAAAUUAAACAUUUUCGAAUUUAUUUCAUUUGAAACUUAUAA
Molecule: messenger RNA, 1045 nt
Organism: Dermatophagoides pteronyssinus (European house dust mite)
Lineage: Eukaryota; Metazoa; Arthropoda; Arachnida; Sarcoptiformes; Pyroglyphidae
Product: mite allergen Der f 6-like
Biological process (GO): proteolysis
Molecular function (GO): serine-type endopeptidase activity
Source: RefSeq, a predicted model, not a curated record